Messenger RNA from Ochotona curzoniae (black-lipped pika), 2517 nucleotides. RefSeq names its product alpha and gamma adaptin binding protein (gene AAGAB). The record is from RefSeq and is a predicted model, not a curated record. Bases 51 to 998 code for a protein of 315 amino acids. The transcript is spliced from 10 exons. NCBI's taxonomy places the organism in Eukaryota, Metazoa, Chordata, Mammalia, Lagomorpha, Ochotonidae.
GUACAGCCCAAGGCGGAAGCGGCUCGGUGUCCCGGCACUCCAGAGCAGCUAUGGCUGCCGGCAUCCCCUGUGCGCUGGUGACCAGCUGCUCUUCCACUUUCAGCGGAGACCGGCUAGUCCAGCAUAUCCUUGGAACAGAAGAUGCUAUUGUGGACGCAACUUCCAACGACGCUGUGAGAUUUUAUCCCUGGACCAUUGAUAAUAAAUACUAUUCAGCAGACAUCAAUCUGUGCGUGGUACCAGACAAGUUUCUUGUCACUGCAGAGAUUGCAGAGUGUGUCCAGGCAUUUGUGGUUUACUUUGACAGCACACAGAAAUCAGGUCUUGAUAGCGUCUCCUCCUGGCUCCCACUGGCAGAAGCAUGGCUGCCCGAGGUGAUGAUCUUGGUCUGUGAGAGAGUGUCAGAACACGGUGUAAACCGACAAAAAGCUCAAGAAUGGUGCAUCAAACAUGGCUUUGAAUUGGUGGAACUUAGUCCAGAGGAACUUCCUGAGGAAGAUGAUGAUUUCCCAGAAUCUACAGGAGUAAAGCGAAUCAUACAGGCCUUGAAUGCCAAUGUCUGGUCCAACGUCGUGAUGAAGAGUGAUAGGAACCAAGGCUUUAGUCUUCUCAACUCCUUGGCGGGAACAAACCAUGGCCUUGAGUCCACAGAGACCUGUCGCUCAGGGCAGCCCCACCUGCCUGCAGCAGACAGGACCGAACCCCUCUCGGAUCAUCGGGGUGCCACAUCGAACGCUACAAGUGCCCCGGUGGAAAGCCUUGUGGACCCCAUGUUAGAUCUGGAUAUUCAAGAACUAGCCAGUCUUACUACGGGAGGAGGAGAUUUGGACAAUUUUGAACGACUGUUUUCAAAGUUAAAGGAAAUGAAAGACAAGGCUGCGACGCUGCCUCACGAGCAAAGAAAGUUGCAUGCAGAAAAGGUAGCGAAAGCUUUCUGGAUGGCAAUUGGGGGAGACAGAGAUGAAAUUGAAGGCCUUUCUUCUGAUGAAGAGCACUAAAGUCGCCCCUAGGGUCUUAACUCAUGACGAAGCUAGCAUUCCCCACCUGAGAUACCCCGCCCAGCUGUGUUCUGUGUUGCUGGAUUUCCCAUGAUCAUGUAGACAGGCCCCCCCCCUUAAUUAUUGGGGCCGUUAAAGUCCUUAGUAGGGGGCAAAGGGGAAGUCUUUCUCAGUGUACUGAAAAGGACCGAAGAGUAUGACAGUACUGAGGGAGGAUUCCUUUGGUAUUCUUCUUUGUUCUGGAAAUGGAAAUAGAACAGACCCGAGAGGUCUCUGUGGUUUACCCAAGUUAGAAGAAAACUGCCAUGCCAUUCCUUGUCAACCUCUGACACCUAACUCCUGCAGCUCAGCAGGUGUGUGGAGAUUCUCCCCACCGGAGGAGCCUGUGCUGUGAGCCGGGAGGCUUCCGCAGCUGCAGAUAUGGCAUGUGCUAUACAUAGGAUGGGAUGAGGAAGGGGGCCCCGAGGUGGCAGCCCACAGGUUAGUCUCUAAGUGAAACACUGCGGCUUGGAUAUUUCUUUUGAAGUGCGGUGUCUGAGUUCAUGCUAGAAAAAUAAAUUGGAAAACCAAUGUGGAUUUUUAGAUGGCAGUGAGCAAGGCCGAGGUUUCCCACAGAGUCCCUCUCUGCGCCCCCCCACCCCCCCGAGUUCUGAUGGUAUGUGGCUGUGCACAGGAGGGAGCGAGAACCUUAAGGAAUCCUUGGUGGGCCACACAGUGAACGUGAUCAGAGGCCGAAGUGCUGCUCUCCCGCUGUCGUGAAGAAACUCCCUUACCUUAUUCUUGCACUGCUGCACAGGCCGAAGCUGUGUUGUCACCCUGUAUGCCCGCAGAACAAGGCAGAUGGCCCUGCUUCUCUUUGAAAGCCAAAUGAAGAUCACUGCCAGAGUAGCCACGCUUAGCGGGUGGGUGAAGGUGUGAAGGGUUAGACACCUUGUUGUGCUCCCGGUGAAGGCAGACCGUCUCAGUCCUUCCAACCCUGCAGCCCCAUGCGCUCUGGACCCUGCCAGGUCUGAGCAGGUUGACCCCAGAGAAAGCAACUGCCAGAGGGGAAGUAGAGCAAACAAGGGUCCCAUUUCUGUUUUUGUGGAUGUUUGGUUAGUGCCUAUCAUUACUCUUUCCUGAGCCGCCCGCCCCCUGUCCUGAUUCAGAGUCCUGUGGAUGGAUGGUGCUGGCUCCCAGGCCUAAUGCGAGCUUCAACCCAUUCACAUGGCAUGCUCCCAAGGAAGGUGCCUACCCCCUCCUGGGACCACCCUUGGCGCACUGUAGAACCAGAGGCAUGACGGAAGCAGUAGAAUGUUCCCAGGUCCUGCUGGCGCCACUUUGGGCAGGAGCCAUGGCAAAGGGUGGAGCAUUCAGUAAAGGGCACUCUGGGGGCAGACACUUGUUUGGUUUUAUUUCCUCUCUCUCUCUCUCUCUUUUUUUUUUUUAACUGUCCUGAAGGUUUGUGUCCACCUCCAUCCUAUUGGUGUUUCUUUAAAGUGAUUGCAUUAGCCAUUGAUUAAGUCUAUUAAGGGAAGUU